UAGCGUUCUCUGUUCGUAAAUGGGGUACUAAAUUGAGAUUUAUUGCGCGCACGUUAGGCUCACUACGUGCACACUAACUCCAGAUUUAGUGCCCUUUCGUAAAUGAGACCCUGUGGCAAAGUGGUUAACAGUGUGCAGGUGCAGGAAUGCUGUGGUGGUCAAUAAACAGACAGAUAACGAUAAUCGAGGUGCAAUGGUGGUUUAUUUGUACAAUCCAAAAGUCAAACAAAACACUCAUGAUUACAAUACAUGGUCUCCUUCCGGUUCAGCUCUAACCAUACAAAGGAACAGAUCACUUCACUACGCCCCCUUUUGUACCGUUAAUCAUGACCCGUUAACUAGUGCAACCGCUCCUCCAAUCCCCGGCUGCCACGUCAUUUCCUUUCCGGGUCAAUGAUUUAGUGUAUUGUAGCUCCGCCCCCUUUCUAGAUGACCGACUUUCUUCUAACCCUGGGAAUGAAUUGUCUGGCCAUCCAGUCCAGGGUACUCUGUUCCCUUUACACAGCGCCUUCACAGGUUGGGAGAGAGAUUUAUCACCAAGAAUCAUUCUGUCUCUGUCACAGGCCCUAAGAGUGAGAGGAUGGCUAUUUAAAAAACCAUUAAAAUAGCCUAUAUUUAAAUGGUUUAUUUAGUCUUUAUUAUUUAACUGUGCAUUGGUUUUGAGCUUUGAAAAUCUGGUCACCCUAUCUAUUCACAAAGUUUAAAAUAUAUCAAAAUAAUAUCUGUAACCAAAGCCAAAAACAGUCGAGAACAAUAUCAUUAAGAACCCAUUUUAAUUUUAUUAAUUAUCCUAUUAUAGGAAGAAAAAAACACCUUAAUUCAGACAAUUAAAAUGUAAAUAUUUCUGAUAAAUAAUGUCUGACAGUUUUACUUUAUAAUUCUGAUUGAGUGUUAUGGAAAAUAAUAAAUGACAGUUUAAUUAAUUCUACUUAAUUUGACAAAAGGAAAACUGACAUAAAGAGGUGUGGUAUGGUGAAAAUUCACUGUAGCGUGGACUGAGUAAUGAUGAACAUAUUUUUGGUGAUGAUCAGCAGAGAAGGGAGAAUAGCUGCAAAUUCAUUUUGCAGAUGGCAUGGCAAAGUUAAUAUAAACAUCUGGAUACAUAGAUUGGAUUUACAGCGUUUUUCCGUAUCUUCUCACCUCGAAACAAGUUCCUCUGAUGCAGACAGUGUCGAAGAUGAGUUGGAACUGGCUACUGUCCGCUACCGUCCUGAGGGACUGCAACAGCUGGAGGCACAAACACGAUUCACAAAGAAGGAGCUUCAAAUCCUCUACAGGGGAUUCAAAAACGAAUGUCCCAGUGGGGUCGUCAAUGAAGAAACCUUUAAAGCGAUAUAUUCCCAGUUCUUUCCACAGGGAGAUUCUACUACAUAUGCACACUUUCUGUUCAACGCUUUUGACACAGAUCACAACGGCUCUGUGAGUUUUGAGGAUUUUGUCUCAGGUCUUUCAAUUUUGCUGCGGGGUACGGUCCAAGAGAAGCUUAAUUGGGCUUUUAAUUUGUAUGACAUAAAUAAAGAUGGCUAUGUAACUAAAGAGGAGAUGCUGGACAUUAUGAAAGCUAUAUAUGAUAUGAUGGGAAAAUGCACAUACCCUGCCCUCAAAGACGAAGCACCCAGACAGCAUGUGGAGUUAUUCUUCCAGAAAAUGGACAAAAACAAAGAUGGAGUAGUUACCAUAGAUGAAUUUAUUGACUGCUGCCAAAAAGAUGAGAAUAUAAUGAGAUCCAUGCAGCUCUUUGAAAAUGUCAUCUAACGGGGUUUACCAGCAGCACUUUAAUGGCCAGCGCCAAGGAUUCUUCAGAGAAUACAUUACAGGACUUAUGACUUCACUAAACCACUUGGCAAUAUGCUGAGCUAUAUAUAUAUUAUGCAAAUAAGCUUUGUUGAAGUGUAAAGCUUUCCUCAGUCAAUGUUUUUUACAUGGAUACAUGUUUGAGCCUUAAAUGCAUGUCUAUUUACCCCCCCCCCCCCUGAAAAACAAAGACAAAAAUACAAAA
Messenger RNA from Acipenser ruthenus (sterlet), 1999 nucleotides. RefSeq names its product Kv channel-interacting protein 4. Gene Ontology annotation, biological process: regulation of potassium ion transmembrane transport. Bases 1003 to 1755 code for a protein of 250 amino acids. Gene Ontology annotation, cellular component: voltage-gated potassium channel complex. The transcript is spliced from 8 exons. Gene Ontology annotation, molecular function: potassium channel regulator activity; calcium ion binding. The record is from RefSeq and is a predicted model, not a curated record. Lineage: Eukaryota; Metazoa; Chordata; Actinopteri; Acipenseriformes; Acipenseridae.